Emiliania huxleyi CCMP1516 is the source of this 801-nucleotide messenger RNA. RefSeq lists its product as hypothetical. The record is from RefSeq and is a predicted model, not a curated record. Lineage: Eukaryota; Haptophyta; Isochrysidales; Noelaerhabdaceae. The transcript has a single exon. The coding region runs from base 44 to 550 and encodes 168 amino acids.
GCGGCUCGCUGACUCCCGAGCCUCAAGAGACCGUCGUCCAGCAAUGGCGACGCUCGCCAUCGUGCACCCCGACGAAAGCAUGUCUCUGGGCUGCAGCCACGUGGACGUGCAAGAGGCCACCGUCGUUGCGCUGGAGCCACUCCUUGGUCACGUGGACUUGCAGGAGGCCACCGUCGUUCGGCUGAGCAGGUCGAUUGAUGGGAUCCCUUUCGCAGUGCCCCUGCCUGCGUCCGUGCCGACAGCCACGCUGCGACCACCUCGCUGGCUCUACAUCAGAGUGUUUGCAAAGACGUCGACUGGCCUCUUCUACCGGCCCUGCACACUCCACAGAGAUGGCGACCACAUAGACGUGUCGGGCUUUGCCGAGGGCUCGAUGCUGGACUGCAGAUCAGUGAGUGCGGAACGAUACGAGCUGCGCUGCACGAUUCGGCGUGCUGGAGCCGCUGAGCCGAUCCACCUUCGCAUUCGCUGCCUGAAGCGCUCUGACUAUGCGCAGCUGGUCUCCAUCGGUGCCUCUUACGUACCAAAGUCGCUAUUGGACAUUGCGUGAGCUGGACCGAGGUGACCAUCAGAGCUGCUGGCAGAAUGCGUCUCCGAGUACUUGUACGAUUGAGUUGUGCGGUAAAAGUCCUUGUGGAGAGUGCGCGGGGACGGGAUCUGACGCUGAUCUGACGGGGGGACGGGCCGCCGGGCAUUGUGACGCUGGAGCGCGGCGCCCUCAGAGUGUGUGGAGUAUGAGAUAUCAGGGUGCGCUGUGUGUGUCACAUAUUUUAUUUGUGGAAUACGCAUGUGCACCUCCAA